UGGACAGAGUCAUCAUUCAAUCGCCGCUUGUCUCCUGUUGAGGUUUGCCAAUCAUCUAACCAGUGGAUCAAGAUUCAAUCAUGUUCAAGUUCCUAGUGGUCAGCUGCCUCGUUGUGGCAGUUGCUCAUGGCUCAUCCAUCGCUGCUGCAAAGAAAAUCACAGAGCGCAGUGAUUACGACACGGAAUCUAUUCCAGGAACGCCAUUUUUCGGAGUAGGCCCGGAAGAUAACAGCAUCGACAGAUCUGGAAAUUACGGAAGUGAAUCAGCUGGAAGUAGCGGCGCUGCUGGAGGUUACGGGGCUGGAGAAUCUUCCGCUUCUUUUUCGGCUGGUCCGGAAUACGGAAGCGGUAGCCAAGGAUCUAGCGGCGGGUAUGACUCAUCAUCCGGCUCAAGUGACGGAGGAUACGGCGGCCAGGAAUCCUGGACACCCGUCCAGCAACAAAUUCCGGCACCCACUAGUAGCGGAUACGGCGAUCAAUCCGGGCCAGCAGAUUUCCCAAGUGGUGGCCAAUCAUCCGGCGGCUACGGCGCAGCGGAAGUCAUUACGGUCCCAAAUGUUCCCAUCGACAGUUAUGGUGGAUCCGAGCAACAAAGUUACGGCGGAUCUUCUUCUUCCGGAGGAGGAGAUUUCGGCGGUUCAUUCUCCUCCGGUGGCUAUGGCGAAUCACCUGCUGUUGGUCCGUCCACCGACGGAGGAUAUGGAGGUGGAUCGAGUGCUGGAGGCUUCGGUGCGGCUGAAUUUCAUGGCGAAAGUCAAUCACAAGGUUACGAAGCUGAAGGAGGACCUGCUUCCGUCGGGUACGGCCAAUCCUCUCCCCAGCAGGAAUCUUCCGGUUAUGGCGGAGCACCUUCUUUACCCAUUCAAGUCCAGCCUCAGAUUCCAAGUGGGGGCGGAUACCAAAGCGGAAAUAAUCAGGGCAGCAAUGCUGGAGGUUAUGGCCAAUCCGCUGCUCCAAUCCAGCCCUUGCCUCAAUCCGGUGGCAACAGUUACGGUGGUGGUCAGCAGGUUCCCGUUCCACGUCUUCCAUCAGCUGGCAACUAUGGCCAGUCUGCUGCCCCGGCUAUUCCAAUUCCGCAAUCCAGUGGAGGUUAUGGUGGACAAUCAUCGCAGGGCUCUUCCGGCUAUGGUAGUCCACAGCCUCAACCUGUUCCGGUUCCUUCCGGCGGUGGUGGCUACGGUGGGGGCGGAUCGAGCCAACAACAACAAGGAUCUUCAGGAUAUGGUGGCCAGCAAUCUCCUAUUCCGUCAAUUCCAAUUCCGCAAUCCGGUUAUGGCGGUCAAUCAUCGCAGGGGCCUUCCGGCUACGGUAGCGCACAGUCUCCUCCAUCAGUUCCGGCUCCUUCGGGCGGUGGCGGCUACGGUGGUGGUGGAUCCAGCCAGCAACAAGGAUCAUCAGGAUACGGUGGACAGCAGAUUCCUGUUCCAAUUCCGCAAUCCGGUUAUGGCGGUCAAUCAUCACAGGGUUCUUCCGGCUAUGGUAGUCCACAGCCUCAACCUGUUCCGGUUCCUUCCGGUGGUGGAGGAUACGGUGGUGGCGGAUCAAGCCAACAACAAGGAUCAGGAUCAUAUGGAGGCCAGCAGUCCCCCGUUCCAAUUCCGCAAUCAAGUGGAAGUUAUGGCGGACAAUCAUCACAGGGGCCUUCUGGUUAUGGUGGUGCCCCUUCGGCUCCUUCCGGCGGAGCGGGCUACGGUGGAGGCGGGUCAAACCAACAAGGAUCAGGAUAUGGAGGCCAGCAGUCCCCUGUACCGGCAAUUCCAAUUCCGCAAUCAAAUGGAGGCGGUUACGGCGGACAGCCGUCGAUUCCACGACCUGCAGGCCCUUCCGGUUACGGUGGAGGCGGAUCCAGCCAGCAACAACAGGGAUCUUCAGGAUAUGGUGGCCAGUCAACUGCUCCAGUCCAAAGGCCAGCAGCGGCUCAAUCAGGAGGUAAUUACGGCGGAUCGCAAUCUCGUCCUGCUGGAUACUCUGGCGGUGCAGGAUCGAGCCAGCAAGGGUACAGCAAUGGCCCAGCACCUCAGCAACACGGACAAAGUUCAAGUGGCAAUUACGGCGGUGGCCAACAGCAGGCGCCAAUCCAACGACCAAGUCUUCCAUCCGGCGGCGGAUCAUAUCAGCCAAGACCUGCUCCAGCACAAAGUUCAGGAAAUUAUGGCGGCCAGGCCCCACGGCCUCAAUCCGGUGGCGGGUACAAUGGGCCAUCAGCUGGACCAAUUCAGAGGCCUAGUCCUCCCAGUCAAGGAGGAUAUGGAGGUUCACCACCCCGCCCAGCUCCAUCAGGUCCAUCCGGAUAUCGAGGACCAUCGGCUCCGUCUUUCAUUCCCAUUGCACAUGCAGCUCAGUCUUCCGGCGGAAGUUACGGAUCAUCCGGCCAACAACAGCAACAACAGGGAUAUGGGGGUGCACCUCGCCCAGCUCCAGCUCCAUCCGGAGGUGGUGGAUACGGUGGUGGAAAUCAGCAGCCUCCUAGACCAUCCGGUGCUGGAGGGUAUGGAUCAUCUAACCAGCAACAGCAAGGAUCGUCAGGAUAUGGAGGCCAACAACAGCAAAGGCCGUCGUCUUCAUCAAAUUACGGGGGCGCCGGUCCAUCAGCACCUCGUCCUUCCGGCGGUGGAGGAUACGGAUCGUCUCAGCCCCGCCCAUCAGUUCCAGCUCCUUCCGGCGGAGGGGGCUACGGUGGAUCAAGCCAAGGAUCGUCAGGAUAUGGUCAAUCCUCCGUAAGGCCAUCAGCUCCUUCCGGCGGUGGUGGCUAUGGAUCAGCCCCAUCACGUCCAGCUCCAUCAUCCGGAGGUGGCGGCUACAGUAGCGGAUCUCAGCAGCAGCAAUCUCGUCCAUCGGCUGGAAACUAUGGUGGUGGCAGUAGCCAAGGAGGUGGGUACGGUGGUGGAUCGGCUCGUCCUCCAGUCCCGGUUCCUUCCGGCGGUGGGUACGGAGGAAAUUCCGGAUCUAGCUAUGGCGCUGGAUCAGCCCCAGUUCCCGUGCAAGUGGCCCCUUCCAAAGGAAUCAGUUAUGGUAAUAGCCGCUCGACUGGAUUGAGCUCUCUGCCUCCGGCGAUGAUUUCAUUGGACGCUCCGUUCGUCCCGUCUGUUCUCCUUUCGUCCAGCGCUUCGUCCAGCGGAUACGGCCGUUGAUUCCAGCAUCCUUGACUGCAAAAUAUCUUUUAUUAAUAGAAGAAAUCAUUUUCGUUUUCUCACGAUAGGUUUUUAUUACCUCUGUAUCAUAGCUUCCACUUUCCCACAUGUAAUUCCGCGUUUUUAUUCUUGACAUUUCGUCAGUUUCUGGUCGACUCGAUGAGAAAACAAUCGACACCUUUAUAACCAAAAACACAAUUUUAUAGAGCACAUUAGUAUAGGCUAGCAUAAGGGAAAAGAGCAUCACCAUUUCACCAUCAUCGGUUGCCGUUGUCUCAUUCGUGUAUCUCAACGGCUUCGUUUAUAUAGAUCAAAUAAAAAUUACGAUUACUCCAA
This is a messenger RNA of Daphnia pulex (common water flea), 3467 nucleotides long. RefSeq names its product spidroin-2-like. The transcript has 4 exons. NCBI's taxonomy places the organism in Eukaryota, Metazoa, Arthropoda, Branchiopoda, Diplostraca, Daphniidae. Bases 81 to 3131 code for a protein of 1016 amino acids. The record is from RefSeq and is a predicted model, not a curated record.